CCGCCCCAUGUAGCUAAUCCCACAUUUCUGUGACGUAAGUAGUAAUUCAACAUUUGGUCUCUGCAGUAACCUAUGCUUGUCGUUAGACUACAAUUGAUCGGGUCGUCAGACUCUGUGAACUGGCAGACUGUCUUCGUGCCCCGAUGGUGUGGAUCGCCGCUCAAGCUUUCCGCUUUCCCAGUUUUUCCCAGACUUGCAACACACAGGAGCUUCGAACGUCACUGGAAACAUUCUGGCUUAUUUAUAUUUUCGUUAAAAGUCUCUGAAUAUUUGCUUUCGUGCCUUUUCUUUUGUUUAUAAAGUUUCUUUAACAAUCACCAGUGUCUUUAUUGACUUUUCUAGAUCAAUAGAACAUGUCAACAUGCGAACAUGUGUAUAAAAAUACCAUUGCAUGUAUAUUGAAGUAAACCGCUACAUAAUCCGUGCAGUUGAUGACUAGGCAUGUUAUUAACACUUGUUUAAAUUACCAAUCGGCUCCCAUAGCUUACUCAGAAAAAAUAUGUCUCACUCUUAUCAUUGGGGUAGACUUUCCAACAAAUGUCAUGCAUUUCAGGGUUUAAAAAAACCAAACUUAACAAAGAACAAAAUGGCGAGAAUUUUGAUGAAAGCAAUUGUUUGAAAUUUUGAACAACAUGUACUUUCUAUUCAAUUACCCAAAAGGCCAUAUUUCUAUUAUCCACAAGUCCUAUAGAUGUUUCAGAAAAUUAUUUCAAUUGGACAAUGGCGGCAUGGCUGCCGCGGAAUAAUCACGACUCGUAACUUACAGAGUAGCGUCCCUUUGAACAGACAACGUCACUAUGGCGACGUUUUCAUUCGUCAUCCACGUUCGCCGAAUGUGCACGCGCAAAGAACACCGUCUCUACUUUUGUUGCCAAUAGAUUGUUUUAUACAUCUCCCGGACUUAUCAAACUCUUCCCAAACAGAAGAUUAUGUCUGCAGCCCUUAAACUUGGUCUUGCGGCCUACCUGUCGACAUCAGGCACUGGGGUACGGAGACUCCCUUCGACCGUCGCCGGACAUAACGCCCGACAGUUGUUAGAAGCAAUGGAUACGCUGCCUGCAUUUGGACCGAGUCAGUUCAGCAUCUUCGGGGAAGAGGCAAUGGACACACAACCUUACACAGGGCACAGCCAGUUCAGUAUAUUUUCGAACAAUGACAUGGACACAGCACCUGCGAUGGGACAUGGGCAGUUCAGCAUCUUUGCCAAGCCUCAAAGUUGGAAGAAUGUGAGCGGCACGUUUGGUACCAUGAAUCUGAGCCACAUCCUGAAGACAGGGCACUGAAGUUCACCUUCAUAACUCAAGUACAAGGCGGAUCGGCACAGACGGACAUUGCCGUGUGUAUAGGACCGACCUUGACCUUGCCUUGUGUACAGGAGCGACACUUGGGUGCAUAGAUGAUCUUCAUAGGUAUAAUAACAUUGUAUCUGUAUUGAUCAUCUUUGAGGGAAAUGAUGGACUUGUGUUUCAAAGAAUGGCUAAAAUUGUAUACAUGUUAUUGAGAGUUGUGUCUGGCCAUUUGAUGUAGUGAUGAGGUUGGAGUGACUGGUUCUUAAAGGUUGGGGAUGAUGUGAGAGAAGAUGAGAGUGGAUGGGUUCGGUUUGGACAGGCAGCAUGGAGCAGGUUCGGAUGGGGAAGUAAAGGAUGUUGGGCUGGGUUAGGACUAGAGGACGAGAGAAUUGAUGACUAGAAGUGUGUGGUAGUGUGUGGUGUUUCUAAGUGAGUUAGUAUUUAAGGAAGGGGGGAACUAUGGGGUAGGGACGUGGAAUGUGUCUGGGUUACGACAGUGGGUGAAACAGUGCAAUUAUCAAGGUAGCUUGUUUCCAUUUGUAUUUAGUAUUUUAUGUAUUUGCUGUUGAGCAAUACAAUUUUACCACAUAACCACAGCAAUGUACAUAUUUUGUGUAUAUACUCUCACAUAAACAUUAUGUGAUUUAUUUAUAGUGCUAUAUUGUUCCAUGUUGUUAUUACUAUAUGUUUAUUGAUAAAAAUCUUAUUUAAAAAACUAUGUUGGUAUGUUCUUAAAAAUAUCAAACAUGUGAUCCAUAAAUAGUACUAUUGUUAUGCAUGUUUAUUAUUCCUUUACAUUUAUUGAUUAUUAUAUUGAUAUUUGAAUAAAAAGAGCAUCCUACAUAACCUGUGAGUUUAUAUAUGUAUAAUGCUGUGUAGUAGAAUAUAUCCACCUUAUACUUAAUGAAUAAUGUGUGCAGAUGGAUUCUGUACAAUAUGAUGCAUGUGAUCUACGAUGUAAUACUGUUGUUACACAUUGUAAUUAUUACUAUACAUCUGUUGAUGUUUGUAUUGUUAUUUAUCAAUAAAGCUUAUUGCAUUGUG
Haliotis rufescens (red abalone) is the source of this 2333-nucleotide messenger RNA. RefSeq lists its product as uncharacterized. NCBI's taxonomy places the organism in Eukaryota, Metazoa, Mollusca, Gastropoda, Lepetellida, Haliotidae. The record is from RefSeq and is a predicted model, not a curated record. The coding region runs from base 930 to 1283 and encodes 117 amino acids. The transcript has 6 exons.